Cyphomyrmex costatus is the source of this 316-nucleotide messenger RNA. RefSeq names its product putative nuclease HARBI1. The annotation marks the transcript as partial. The record is from RefSeq and is a predicted model, not a curated record. NCBI's taxonomy places the organism in Eukaryota, Metazoa, Arthropoda, Insecta, Hymenoptera, Formicidae. The transcript is spliced from 2 exons.
GUGGUGAUGAUGCAGAAGUUUUUAGAAACAGAAAAUCAUAUUUUUCCUUUAAUGUACAAGUUGUGGUAAAUGCAGAUAAUGAAAUAAUGGAUAUUGUAGCUCGAUGGCCCGGCUCUGUUCAUGAUUCAACAAUAUUUCAGAAUAGUAAUUUAAAAAUGCUUUUUGAAACAAAUCACUUUCACAAUUGCUUAUUAUUGGGUGAUAGUGCAUACCCUGCAAGACCUUAUUUAUUUACACCAUUACUAAAUCCUCAAGGCCCUGCUCAACAAUUAUAUAAUGAAUCACAUAUCAGAACAAGAACUAGAGUAGAACACAC